This is a messenger RNA of Musca domestica (house fly), 413 nucleotides long. Its product is annotated as probable insulin-like peptide 3. Gene Ontology annotation, cellular component: extracellular region. The transcript has 2 exons. Bases 12 to 386 code for a protein of 124 amino acids. Lineage: Eukaryota; Metazoa; Arthropoda; Insecta; Diptera; Muscidae. Gene Ontology annotation, molecular function: hormone activity. The record is from RefSeq and is a predicted model, not a curated record.
UUUCGCAAAAAAUGAAACUUUUAGGAGCUCUCGUAUUUCUGGGUCUUUGUUUUGAAAUUCAAUCGGCAGCGACUCGUUUCUGUGGUCAAAAUUUGGUACAAAUACUGGAAGCCGUUUGUGUGGAUGGCUUCAAUGGCAUGGACAUUAGUAAGAAAUCCAUACACAAACCAUCCCACCACGGACUUGCGGAUUUAUUUGAAAUGAAAGAAGUCGACAAUGAAAAGCACACCAAUGGCAUUUCCAAUUCUCUCAUUAAUGACAUGUUGUACAAUGGAGAAUUGAAUGGAUUGGCUAAAACACGCAGACAAAGACACCUACAUGGUGUUUACGACGAAUGCUGUCGAAAAGGUUGUACUUUAAAUGAACUUGCCGGCUACUGUCUUUAAGAGAAUAAUGAUGCGCAUAGAAAUAUU